AUGGCAGGCCUUCCUGAUGAAAUAAAGACGGAGAUCUUGUUGCGCCUCCCGGCGAAAUCUUUGGUCCGGUUUCGGUGCGUGUGCAAAUCUUGGAAUUCGAUGCUCACGUCGACCUCUUUCGUCGAAGCGUAUGACGACCGAUCAUCGAGAUUCGGCGACAAGUAUCUUCUCAAGUACAACACCAAAGAUUCCUCAAGGAUAGGGAUACACGAUUUGAGUAGUCGUCUGCUCUCUAAUCUUGAUCCUCUGUUUAAUCUGAGUCAUGAUACGUAUGAGUUAGUGGGUUCAUCCAACGGGAUCGUCUGUUUAGCAGCGUACGACAAAUACGGCCAUACUCGAUCUCGAGAUAUUUCUGUGGAACCCAUCGACCCACGAGCGGAGACGCCUUCCUCAAUCCUGCUUUAUCGUGUCGGAGCUGAUCGGUUUCGGGUGGAGGUUUAUAGCCUGAGGCGAAAUUCCUGGAAGCGGAUCGGCAGCGUAUUCCCUCGCGGGUUCGAUCCCGACUGCUUGGGCAAUCAAGUCGUCUUCAGGAAUUUCGUGUGCUGGUCGUACCAACACGACGCGUCGCUGGUCCUGUUCGAUCUGGUGGAGGAGGUUUUUCAUCGGAUGGUCUUGCCGCUCUCGAUGCGCGCGGUGACGGAAUGCGUACCCUUGUUGGAUGGAUGUCUGUCCCUGAUCGCAAGGAAUCCAUCGCGCCGCAGUCGCGAGGUGUGGAUCAUGAAAGAGUUUGGCGCCGUCGAGCCCUGGACCAAGCUGUACACGAUCGAUCUAUCUUCAACUUCGUGCACCAUUUCGCAAUGCACGCCGCUAGGAUUUGCAGGCUCUCGAGGCAUCUUCUUCGUCAAGAACUACUCUGCCGGCCUGCAUGUGGUGUCAUAUAACGUAGAGACAGCACGGUUUGAAAAAGUCCAAGUCCAAGUCGAUUCAGUCCAGAGUUGUCGGCUGGUUACCUACACGCAGAGCUUGUUCUCUCUUAUGAAUACUCGGACAACUAAUUUUUGA
This is a messenger RNA of Eucalyptus grandis, 1002 nucleotides long. RefSeq names its product F-box/kelch-repeat protein At3g23880. The transcript is spliced from 2 exons. The record is from RefSeq and is a predicted model, not a curated record. NCBI's taxonomy places the organism in Eukaryota, Viridiplantae, Streptophyta, Magnoliopsida, Myrtales, Myrtaceae. The coding region runs from base 1 to 1002 and encodes 333 amino acids. Gene Ontology annotation, molecular function: protein binding.